Messenger RNA from Phalaenopsis equestris, 1691 nucleotides. RefSeq names its product B3 domain-containing protein Os01g0905400-like. Gene Ontology annotation, molecular function: DNA binding. The coding region runs from base 31 to 1416 and encodes 461 amino acids. Lineage: Eukaryota; Viridiplantae; Streptophyta; Magnoliopsida; Asparagales; Orchidaceae. The transcript is spliced from 5 exons. The record is from RefSeq and is a predicted model, not a curated record.
GAAGUUCUGAAAUGUUUAAAGAGGAAAAAAAUGUCUGCUGAGUUUGAUUUCCCUAAGGCUCUCAUGAUUGAAAGUGAUUCUAAGUCGGAAGGGGUUCUGGAACUUUCAAGUGCAGGUGAGAAACCUCUUUACGACUCAAACCCCAAAAAAUCGGAUAUCACAGUUCAUGAUUCUGAAGAAACAUUUCCUAGAAAUAGUGAUGCGAUAGUUGGGGAACUAAAUGCGAUUUCUCCCACUGAGGUUGUGAAUUCAGACAUAGAGAACAUUGACGUAGUUGCAAGUAAAAUCAUCAGAAACACGAUGAACACAACAGGGAAAGGAGUUCCUCUCCUACCAUCAAAACAAACAGUAGAAGAACCCGAUGCCAUGACAAAAACUGCUACUUGGGUUGUUAAAGCACAUUCUGAUAUUAAAGAGGAGUCGGUUGAAAUGUGUGGCUCACUAAUGCAGCUGAACAAAGAGCAUGAUGAAAUGAGAAACAAUGAAAAAGUAGACCAAGAACAUUCAUAUGACCAUGAAAUGCUCGACUGUGAGCUGCAUGAUGACAAAAUGGCUUCUCUAACUAAUCUUGAACAUGCAGAAUGUAGUCUUAAAAUGGGGUUUAAUAAGAUAAAACCUGAGGGAAUUGCUGAUUUUUUCGUUUCAGCAGAUGGUAUAUGCCACACUACUCUUGAUGAAAAAUUAAUAGAGCUGGCAACUGGACCUAGCUGCAACACAAAUGGACAUGAAAAACCUUUAUGCCAAAAUGAUCAUGCUACUUUUCAUCUGGAAACUGGUGUACCGUGUGAAACUAUCUCAGCAGUUUCCUCCAACCCCACAUUGGACCACACCGAUGAGAAGAACAUAAAUUUGCUGUCUAUCAGUGAGGAAUAUGAAGUUCCUCAGACCAAAGGAAGUUCUACAAUAGCUGAAAGUGGCCUGCAGAGCUGCAAAAAGUUUCCUGAAUGCUUUGUUAAAGAAAAUGAUCGGCAAACGGGCUGUGCUCAUGAUGCCUUUUUUGAUGAGGAUGAAAAGAAUGUUACCCCCUGUUCUAGUUGGAUAUGUAAACUCAAAACUGAUAGAACAGAUUCAGCUGACAUUCCAUCUUCCAGUUGUGUUAGUUUCAGCGUUUGCUUAUCUGAUGAUGUUCAGUCCUCCCUUGAAUUUCAAAGCAAAUUGUCUUGCCAGAUAGUUAAAUUGAAACACAAAAGGAAAAUCGUUGUGCUUCAGGAUCCAUCCAUGAGAUGCUGGCCGGUCUUGUAUCACAAGAGCAACAGUUUUGUAGGCUUCCUUGGUGGUUGGGUAGAUUUUGCGAAAGCAAAUAACAUUUGCAGAGGGGAUAUCUGCGAAUUCGAACUUAUUAAUAAGUUGGAAUAUAAAUUUAGAGUGCAGAUCAUGAAAGCAGAAGGAUCUAUCUGUGAUGAAAAAGUAGCAUAAACUAAAUCAGAUUUCAUAAUGCAUCUUCUAUUUAGCAGAAGCAGGUCAGAUUUUCAUGUGCUUAUAUUCAGAACCGAGGAAAAUUUAUGCCAGGAUCUUCAAUCAGGCCAGAUGGCUCGUACGAGUUCAAGAGAUGACUCUUCCUAUAUAGCACUUUAUCCCAAAUGCGUUUAAAGAGGUGGCUUUUCUGAUGUAGAUUGUUUUUUUUGGCUGCACUCUUAUUUUUGGUGGUUUUUGUUUUUUAUUUUUUGGUGUUUGGGAGUUGUGUUUUAAUG